AUGUUUCAAGAGACACUGUCAGGAGAAGCGUUGAGUUGGUUUUACGAGCUCCUGGCCAGCUCGAUAGACAGCUUCAUGCAACUGGCAGAUAGGUUUGUGAACCGUUUCAUACUGCGCACGGACGGGCAGAGCACAAACCAGCUAUUCAAGGUGAAGCAAGGACACGGUGAAGGGCUAAAAGCCUUCGUAAACCGUUGGCAGGGAGCCACAGCAAAGGUCAGGAGUUUCGACAAGAAAGUGGCGGAAGAGGCGUUUGUCCAAGCCUUGUUGCCUGGGAAAUUCCUAUAUGCCGUAAAAAUCGAAAACCCGCGGGGUUAUGAUGAACUAAUGGAGAUGGCAAUUAGGCAUGCUCAAGCAGAUCAUGAUACGUACGAGGAUCAAUCCGUAGUGUGGAACGAGAACAAGGGUGCAAUCCCAGGGCCCCCGACAAGGAAAUUCCCACCAUCAAGACUGACCAGGGAGGACACUAGGUAUCACAGGGAGGCCACGCACGCGAUUAACAAUUGUGUAGAGCUCAAGAGGGCGAUAGAGGGCCAGAUAAAAAGGGGUAAACUGCAGCAGUAUGUGUCGGGCCAACGACAGGGGGCAGGGGUUCCCAUUUAUGGGACGAUCAACACAAUCCGUGGGGGAGCACGGUUAGACCAGAGGAGUAACAAGGAUACUGGGGAGGCCGGCCCUGUGGAAGAUAAAAGCCUUUAUUGCUGGGCACAUGCUGAUGAUGAUGAAGCUGCCAUCCCCAGCGGGUAUAGUGAUGAUCUGGGGGGAUCAGUUGGCAGCGAGAGGUUGCUAUGCCAUCGACCAGGAUAA
This is a messenger RNA of Fragaria vesca subsp. vesca, 807 nucleotides long. RefSeq lists its product as uncharacterized. The record is from RefSeq and is a predicted model, not a curated record. The transcript has 3 exons. Lineage: Eukaryota; Viridiplantae; Streptophyta; Magnoliopsida; Rosales; Rosaceae. The coding region runs from base 1 to 807 and encodes 268 amino acids.